UCCUCCCAAUCCUCACCAGCAUUGUCUUUUCUCGUCCGCAGAUUCCACCUUGUCUUCGACGGCCUCGCGAUGCUCCACGCUUAAGCUCUCUCCGUCGACGCAGAAGGAGGUGCUCAUCGAGUCCCCCCCCGGCCACCCCCCCGAGGAGCAGGAACAUGCUACCCCGCCCUCGACACUCUCCUCCGCCUCCUCCUCCUCCUCCACCUCCGCUGUUUCUAAGGACAUCGCGCCGCAGAUUUACUCAGUAAGGGUUGAAGCGAGUGGCGAGGGCGAGCCCCUGCAGGACGAGUGCCAGGAGCCCCCGCCCAGUCAGGACCGAGGGCAGCAGCAGCACAAGCAGAGGUCUCAUGCCCACGCCAAGGAGGAGAAUGCAAUAGAGGCCAAUAUGGAUGGCGGAGAGAAGAAGCCGAGUGGAAGAUGGAAGGUAGAGGAGCUGAAGAGGGAGAACGAAGAGGUGAAAUCAAGACUAUCCUCUUUGCAGCAAGAGUUUACCAUGUUGGAAGAACAAGUGCGUGUAUUAAUGGCUGAGCGUCACGAAGUGGAGAAGAAGCAGCGUGCAGAACAUGAGGCCCAAGAAAUAGCCUACGUGUCCAAGUUACAGCAGUACCAGGCCACCAUUGCUGCGCUUGACCAAUGCAACCCGACAGUUGUAGAAGAGAACCCCCCCAUCCAACACACUAAGGUGGCGUCGGAAGAGUUCCAAUACCACAAGGAGGCCCUUAUUAGUAAUGAAUCUGUUGUGCAGAUGCUGGCUGAACGGUGUCGCACUCUGGAGCAGGCCAAUAAGAAAUUACAGUCUGAGGCGCGGGCACAACAGCAGCAGUAUGAAGUGUGUUUAGACCGCGUUGCUACACAGGUCGUCCAAGCUCUCCUCUCGCAGAAGUCACACCAAGAGCAGUGUGUGAAAUUGGCCAACCAGGUCCAGGCUCUCAGACGGCAGAACGCAGCCCUCUCCUCAUUGGUUGGCCACGGGUCCUCCCCUCAGACCCUGCCCUGCUCCUACCGGCAUGGGUGUGCGCCCCAUGCGGACCCCCCUACCUUCCUCAGUCUCCCCACGUCGUUUACCAAGAACAGACAGACUGAGCAGUGGCCACCAGGAGGAUGGGUAGCCUCUUGGCAUGUGGAGGAGAGCAGCAGAAGUCACCUGAGUGACAAUGCCUCCUCCCAGAAUCGCUUUCAUUCGAGCUUACAGUUACUCUCUGACACUAGUCUCCAGCCUAGGCUCUCACUCUCGGACCACAACACCACUUCGAGCAGUGCACAAAUGGGUGAGGACUGCUACACCCCUCAGGAAAGAACAUCCUGUACCUCAGCUGCUAAUUCCUCUACAAAUACUGCAACAACCACGUGUUGGUACGACAUCAUAACUUCUCUGAGCUUAACGACAACUUCUCAAACAGCAGCUGUCAGAAGUACUCAGGGUCAUGCAGCCAUUGCAAGAUCUCACGACACCAACAACAUUUGGCAUCAAGAAGACCCCUUGCUUAGCAGCACUGGGAGAAACAGCAGCAGCAGUAGUAGCAGCAGCACUGACUGCCCCCUCCAGGCCCACUACCACCAGAAAUCAGGUGGGCACCAGACCGACAUAGCAGAUUCCUCUGGUGGGUCUGGGAACCUGGAAGACAUGGGGACAUCUCUGGCACCCAGAGGAGAAAGUGGCAUGCAAAAGUUUUCUCCUUUGUCACUGGAAUCAGCAGUUACUAGCACAAGCAGUUCCCCAGAGCAGAAGAACUGUCAUGUGUCCCAGUCAACCAUGGAUAACCUUGACUUAAAGGACUCAAAGGUGAAAGUUCUUGAAAAUAAGGAAAUAUUAAAUCAUACCUCAAGUGAAAUCAAUGCAAACCUCCUUGUUAAUAAUGUAAGUAAAGAUGAAAUUAGCAACAUACUUCAAGUGAAAGGGGAAUUAUUAAAGACUUUAACAGAGGCAACCAAUAAACAGUAUCCAAUUGAUUUAACAGUAUUCACAUGUGAGGACAAAAGCAAGGGUGCAUUAAAUAAGAACUUGGCCAAAGUUAGUUCUAAGGUUAGUAAUAGUGAAAGGACCAAUAGUAAUGAUGGCAGCACAGCAGAGGAAGGUGCAGAAGUAACCACUAAAGAUGAGGGUUACUCCACCAUGUCCAGUGACGUUCAGGCAGAGGUUAAGGAAAAUGUAACUAUUAGUUCUGUGACAACUGUGCAAGAAGAACCUCUGACUCUUGUUCCUGUCAGUGAGAGUGGUAGUCAGGAGACAGCCAGCAUUGUGGGUGACAUGUCCUUAAGUAAAGGGUCUAGUAACAAGAGUGAAAAUGAUUCAACAGACAAAAUUAGUGUUAAGGAGAGAAAGGUAUCCAAUACAAAUAAUGAGUACUGUGAUGGUCUUCGUGUUAUAUAUGAUGAAGAAGACAACAAUUCAGAUGUAUUUUUUAUACCAAUUCAAGAACCAGAAAAUGAGAGCUUGUAUAGACAUAGUUAUCAUGUACCAUCUAAUACGGAACCGAGAUUGCCAGCCCGAUGGUACUCAGAUUCCCAGCUCUACAAAGAAAGGAGAAAUGCUCAAAGUCAUAAAAUUGUCGCUAGUCUUGAUAGACAUGUGUCCGUAAAAGAUCUUGCAGAAAGGACUGCCUCCACUGCAGAAGUGUUGGAAGAAGCCUGCAACACAAGGAGCUUGAAAAGAUCCUCAGCGCAGGCAAGUCUCAAGAGAGCCAAUCUUCGUAAAAGAGAAGAACAACCUACCUCAGGCAGCAGUGAAGAACUGUGGCCACUGGAGGACGAUCACAGAAAGUAUCUCUCUCCCACCUACAGCCAUGCUGAGCUAGAGGACUGGUCACUUGACUUGUCAUCAGAGUAUCUCAGUGGUGCAUGUGGGGAGGGCGAAGGGAGUGAGAGCGUGGGUACGAGUGGGGCCCACCAUGGAUCUCUGCCGUCCAUCCAGGAAGCCACGCCCGAACUUGAGGAGGACAAUAACGAGUUCCUCUGGAAUGGUGCUACGUACUUUAAAACUGAUUUAGAUUUAGACUGGUCAAGUAAAAAGGAAAUGACCAAAAGCUGGCAGUUGGAUCAUGCGAAGGAGAAUCAGAUAGUUAUGUCUCCUCGAUCUGGGUGCUCUGACCAGCCUGCAGUGUGGUCUAGCAGUGAGCAGCUUUCAUGCUGUUCCGAAGGGGUUUCAAAGUGCAGUUCCGAUUUUGAAAAUUUCUGUGAACAAAUAUGUAAUUUGCCCGAACUGAAAAGGGUAUCCUUUUGCAGUAGUGAAUUAGGGGGUCAGGAAGCCUCUAAAGGUGCCAGCCACGACACCUCGAGUGCGGGCGAACAUGAAGAAGAACUCGCAGAUGAAAUGUGUAUUGAUACUGUUUUUACUAGAGAUUUUUACCGCCUUGUUAAGUUUGAAAGCAACCGAAGUCUUGCAGCCUCAUCUAAAAGUCUGGCCACUUCUGAUGGACUCCUCACUAUAGAGAGACUACAAGACUUGGAAUCUAGUGGAUCACGCAAAGAGGCAUUAGCAUCUGUCCUUGGUUUUAUUGCAGAGCAGCAGAAGUAUUGCAAGGAGAGAGAAGCUCAGGAUGAGAAAGUUGGCAGUAGUCACUCUAGAGAUAUGUUGAAGAUUGCCAAUGCUAUUGAAUGUGCUGGAUCUCCUUUAGCCUCCGUUCUCUUCAGGGGAACAUUUCCAAAGUCUGCACUUCGUGAAGGUACCUGUGACCAGAUUAAAGCCUCAGAGGAAUUUCCAUGAGGACUCUGCCCACAAAAUCAUGGAAGCAAAGUAACUCAGUGAAGAGUAAAGUUGGUCCAGCUGUUCCUGCCAAACCCAGGUCAUGUUACCUUCAGGGAGGUCAACCUGGAGCUGCUACCUCUAAUGUCUUACCUAUAACUC
Penaeus chinensis is the source of this 3844-nucleotide messenger RNA. RefSeq lists its product as uncharacterized. The transcript is spliced from 7 exons. The record is from RefSeq and is a predicted model, not a curated record. NCBI's taxonomy places the organism in Eukaryota, Metazoa, Arthropoda, Malacostraca, Decapoda, Penaeidae. Bases 386 to 3703 code for a protein of 1105 amino acids.